Myripristis murdjan (pinecone soldierfish) is the source of this 2840-nucleotide messenger RNA. Its product is annotated as LHFPL tetraspan subfamily member 2a protein-like. The coding region runs from base 550 to 1218 and encodes 222 amino acids. Gene Ontology annotation, cellular component: membrane. The transcript is spliced from 3 exons. The record is from RefSeq and is a predicted model, not a curated record. Lineage: Eukaryota; Metazoa; Chordata; Actinopteri; Holocentriformes; Holocentridae.
GAGAGAGAGGAGAGAGGGGCAGGAAAAAAGAGAAAGGACGACGUCAGAUGGUAGUGGGAUGGCUUUGUGUGAGGGAGAAGUAGAGAGAAUAACGAACUAAAGAAAGGAGACGCAGUGAAUGAGUUUCGUAUAGAAUCAGUGGAUCAGUGUGUCACACCAAGGAAGAGCCUCUCCCUUGACGCCUGCGAAGUUUCUACGAUUCCUCAUUCGGUGUGUUUUUCCAUUGGCACCAUGGCUGAGGGAAGCUGUUUUGGGGCAUUGUAGCUGUGUGGGACAAUCAAACUGACCUCUGCCCAAAGAAAGAAGAGAGGGAAGCGAGGAAGAAAGAGUGGGAACUCUGAAGAGAGAAAACAUUUACUCAGAGAGGAUAAGAUCAACACCCAUCUGGAUCUGGACAGGGAACUGUGAUCCGGCAACAGACUUAAUCAGACUAUUCUCUUUUUCCGGAAAAGAAUUUCAACUUUCCAGUACUCUCUCACUCGGAGGAGCUUUAUUUCUUGGUUAAACUUCUUGGUUGGGGUUGACACCACCUCAGAGAGAGUCACCACCAUGUGCCAUGUGAUUGUAACGUGUCGCUCCAUGCUCUGGACCCUGCUCAGCAUCGUCGUGGCCUUCGCUGAGCUCAUUGCCUUCAUGAGCCCCGAUUGGCUGUUGGGAUUACCUCGGUCAGACUCCAGUGUAAGCGGGGUGGGAGUGGACUCUGGGGAGUACCGGCCGUCCCUUGGCCUUUACAGCCGCUGCCUUCGUGUCGGGAGCCGGGGAGGAGGCGUGACCUGCGGGCCGUACGCUGGGACAUUCGGAGAGGUGGCCAGUGGCUUCUGGCAGGCCGCCAUGCUGUUUCUGGCAGCAGGGACGUUAGUGCUAGGUGGCGUGGCUUGCAUCUCCAUCUUCAGCCUGUGCUUCCAGAGUAUCCUGAAGAAGAGCAUCUUCAACAUCUGUGGGCUGCUUCAGGCUAUUGCAGGCCUGUUGCUGAUGGUGGGCCUCAUGCUGUACCCCGCUGGUUGGGGUUCAGAGAAGGUGAUCAGCUACUGCGGCCCCGAGGCCUCUCCCUACAGGCCAGCUCAGUGCUCUCUUGGCUGGGCCUUUUACGCCGCAAUAGGUGGAACGCUGGCAGCCUUCCUGUGCGCCGUUUUCUCUGCGCAGGCUGAGAUCGCCACCUCCAGCGAUAAGGUUCAAGAGGAGAUUGAGGAGGGAAAGAGCCUGAUCUGCCUGCUCUGAGGCGUCGGGAACCUCAGGAAACACAGCAAACUCGUCCUUGGCCCGAUUUCUCUCACAGCAGAAGACUGCACGUUUCCUUGGAAGGAGGAGGAGGGAUGUUUCAGUGAAUGAUUUUCUUCAUGUUAGCCUAAAAGCAGCUGAUUGUUAAAAGAUAGAAACCUUGGCCAUAGUUUUUUUUUUUUUUUCUUGAGGCUUGUUUACAGAGACUCUUGCAUAGCCUCCCUCACGCUGUCUUAAGCACAGUAUUCCAGCCAGAAAACCACUGUGCAAGUCAAAAGAAAGAAUUCUCAUUUGUCCCCUAAUGCAACUUCCAAGGACACUGUUUAUAUUUUAUAAUGAUUCCUGCCUUAAUCCAACCACUGUACCGGAGUGGAGAGAGGUUAGUUUAUGAUGUGGAUAUGGAUAUAUCAUUAGUGCCAUUACGGACAGACUGAGCGCUGACAUUCAAACACUGCGCAAGCUUGUAUAAUGACAUUUCUUGAUUCACAUGGUUCACCUGCAAACCUCCUCAACCCACUCUGAAUACUAGCAGAUGUGUCAACUGAAGCAACAGCGUGUAUGUGUUUGUGCGUAUGUGUGCGUAUGUGGUGCUCACCAUUAACCUUUGAGGUUUUUAAGUGCCCAGAUGUUCUGAUUCUGUGGCACAGCAGGGCAGUAAAUCUCUCUUUAGCUCACUUCAGAUCUGCCAGUUAAGGAAUUGUUCACUUCAAAGGGAGUUCCUCCUGUUAGGAUUAUUUGUGGGUCUAUUGCAGCUUAAAUAACUGGUGAAAUGUGUUCAGAAAAAUAACAAAGACUUGCCAUAGGUUUUACUGUGGCGAGCUUUCAUGUGAGGAUGUUUGCUCACAGUGAGAUAAAGCAGGCUGACCCAUAGUUACCGAAUGAGCUAACCUUACUGCAUGCAGAGAGUCAAACAAACAAGGAGAUCGGUCUUUGUGGUGAGCAGCGUACUGAUCAUGCAGCUCUAAAAGAAACAGCUUUGUAAAAGUCUGAGGCACACUGAAGUGGUGAAUUAUAAUACUAUUUCAUGGGGAGGAUAAAUACACAAAAAAAAAACACAAAUGCAUUUUAGCUUGCAGGGAGUCUUUGUCAGUGUCCACACCUCAGUGUAGCUUGGACGUUUUUACAAGGUCCUCUUCUCGAAAGCUCUGCGGUUAGUAAGCUAAUUCUUUGUUUGUUUGGUUCUUCGGGACUAUUUCCCAUUCCAAAGAGCACCUGAUUUUGUUUUUGCACUUGGUAGUGCUCUCCUUCAUUCAUUUCUUCUGUAUUUCAUUUGUUCAAACAUGCUAUAGUAGUCGCUGUAAAUGUAACAUGAUUCUUGUGGUAGCUUUUGUUCAUUGUAGAUGAGAUGUGCAAUAAUUCAACUAUGGUGUGUUUGCUGCAGAAGUGAGCUGUGUGUGCCUGUGAGGAUGCGACUGAAGUGAAACAUGGACUCGUACCACCUAGCAUUUCUAAUCUGUCUGUGCUUUAAAUUAACACUGCCCACUGUUUUUGUUAUAUUAACAAAAGAGCAUUUGUGGCACAUUCUAUGAUCCUGCAUGUAUGUGAAAGGUUGAUUUGUGUGAGGAGAGAAACUCAGCCUGUAUUCUGUACUCAUGGACAAAUAAACCUUGCCUUCUUCAGUA